AUGGUCACCACCAGGUGCUCCGCGAAGCUUCUGCUCCUCAGACCUGAGAUCAACCCAGAAAGAUGGAUGUGUGAGUGGGUGGGAGGGAGGACCUGUGGCGCUGUCCCGAGCGCCGCCACCGCCCAGGCUCUUCCCGCCGCCUCGGCCACCCCCACCCCUCCCCGCCGACCACCGCUGAGCCCCCCACUCCCCGAUGCAGGGAUGCCGGGGUCUACGGGAAGCUGUCGCGGGGCGCAUGCUCCUACUCCCGGAGGGUCUCCGCCCGGGCCCGCCGCCCUCGUCCCUGUCCGGCCGCGCCGCUGCGCACACGGGGACGGCCACCUGCAGCCUCGGCCUGCGCUGCGACGGCCGGCCUGCCGGGGUGGCGGCCGCGGGACCCCGACGACGGGCUCCGCGGGUCCGGGCCGCUGUCCCCCUCACCUGCUCUGCUCUUCCUCCUCCUGCUGCUUUCCGCGCCGCCGGGGCCCGCGCGCUCUGCGCCACCAGGAGCUGCGCCACCAGGAACAGGUGCCUCCGUUAGGGAUGGCGGGCUGGAGAGAGAUGCUCCUUGUGAGGGUCCUCUCUGCUUCAAAACCUGGAUUUUUGUCUCAGAAUUCAAAUGGAGGGCACAGUUCUGAAACUAGCCCUGUUCGAAGAAGAAUGAGAUGCCAACGUAUUGUCCGGCGGAGAUUUCUCAACCCGACUGAGCACAUCAGUGACACAAUGCGCACUUCAUUUUAUCAGCAGCAUGAUGGAGAGCCAGCAAUGAGUAGUUCUCCCAUGCAUACCCAAAGAUACACUCCAUAUGGCAUUCCAUCCCACCAUCAGAGAGUCAAUUUCCAUAAACGGAACCAAAUGCGUGUUAACAUGGAGGGGGGGUCAAAUCCUCCAGAGAGAAAAAUGGAGAGGGACAAACAAGAUGAUACUUCAGAGAACUGGUUCAAGAUUACAAUUCCCUUUGGCAUAAAAUAUGAUAAGAAGUGGCUGCUGAAUUUGAUUCAGAGCCAGUGCAGCGUCCCUUUCACGCCAGUGCAGUUUCACUAUGAAAAGAUGCAGGCCCAUUUUUUUGUUGAUAACCCCAACAUUGCCUUUAUGCUGAAGGCUAUCAGUGACAAGAUUCGAGAUGAGACUGAUAAUAAGCCUCAGAGUCACAGAAGUCCAUCUUAUUUGCAGCUGACUACAAACCAGCAGUGUGCUACUUCUCAGCAAGUUCUUAAUAGACAAAGACGUCCCUUUGACCAAGAUUUGAUGACCAGUCCUACUGACUUGGCACUGAUUCCUAGAAGGUAUAUGGCUCCUUCCUUGAAUAUCCGUGAAGAGGACAUGACCCAGGUGAACUCUGAAGGGGAGAUGGCCAAGGAGCAAGCCCCAGAUCCAGAAAAGAUAUGUGCAGACAAAAGCUCUCUGAGUUCUACCAUGCCGGAUAAGUCCAGUAAUAUAAAUUCAAUUCUGGAAUUGUUCCCCAAGUUACUAAGCCUGGAUGGACAGGAAUCACGUAAACCAACUGCCUGUGGCCCUGAAGACCCUAAGAGCUUACCAACUUGCAAGGGAAGUUUUUUUGGAUCAGAGCCCAUAAAGUCAACAGUCCUACAGUUCCUGCAGCAGUAUUACUUCAUCUAUGACAAUGGAGAUCGUCAGGGACUCCUCAAUGCUUACCAUGCAGAGGCUUGCUUCUCAUUGACCGUUCCUUUCAGUUCCACAGACUUAUCCAUGAGCAACUUGUGCGAGUACUUAAAGUAUAGCAGAAAUAUGAAGAUUCUCAAGGAUCCUUAUAUGCGGAGGCAACUGCUGAAGCACAAGAAAUGUGACAUUAUUAACUUCCUUCGUUCAUUGCCCAAAACUCAACAUGACCUCACCUCCUUCGUGGUGGACAUAUGUUUCCAGACAGAAACAACACUCUGCUUCUCUGUUAGUGGGCUCUUCAAGGAAGUGGAGAGCACCUCUCAAGGGUGUGUUCACGCCUUCACUCGGAUCUUCGUUGCUACCUGUGGCAACAGUUCAGACCUUUGUAUCAUCAAUGACAAGCUCUCUGUGAGGAAUGUCCAUGGCUUUUCCCGUGCCUCCAAGUCCGUGGUGGCCACAGCUUCCUCCAGUUAUUCACCUUCCCUCUCUCAAGAUCAACGGGAGAUGGUGCCAACAUGCUCUGCCCAGUCUGGGGUGAAUGUUGAGAGGUCUCAAAAAUGCCUUCAUGAUGACCAGUGGAAUUACAACAGAGCUAUACAAAGCCUUGCUUUGCUCAAGGUAAAGGACACGAUCCCAGAGGAUAAGUUCACACAGACAGAUCCAAGAUCCUAA
Molecule: messenger RNA, 2274 nt
Organism: Apodemus sylvaticus (European woodmouse)
Lineage: Eukaryota; Metazoa; Chordata; Mammalia; Rodentia; Muridae
Gene: Nxf3
Product: nuclear RNA export factor 3
Biological process (GO): poly(A)+ mRNA export from nucleus
Cellular component (GO): cytoplasm; nucleus
Molecular function (GO): protein binding; RNA binding
Source: RefSeq, a predicted model, not a curated record